AUUUUACUUUUUGUGACUUCUCAAUCCUUUUCUACUGUAAAACUAUGAAUUUAAUGUAUCGACACUUGUCUAGACUGUUCGUGCUGCCAAAGACGUUAUUGAGAACAUCUGAAACACUGAAGCCAAUGAAUGCUUGUUCUCUACAAAAUCUCCAACCUUCAUUUACCUCAGUGAUUUCUCGGAACUUUUCUGCAAUCAGAAAAAAUCCUUCAACACCCGAAUUAAAUGGACAGCCCAAAUUAAUAAAUACAGGCGUACAACAAGGCUCCUUGGGACUUGCUAUCAAUGGAUUCAACACCAACCUUCUUCAACCUAAUUUCGGAAUAUUAUCUCAGUUUGUGAGAGGAACAAAGAGGUUUAACUACAGACCUAGUGUUAUUAAAAGAAAAAACAAGCAUGGAUAUAAAACCAGGAUCAAAACAAGGGGUGGAAUUAAGUUACUAUGGAGACGACAACAAAAGGGAUGCUGGGUACUACAUACGUGAUGAAAAUGUGUAAAUCUGCGACAUUACACUGGAGCACAUUUUGAAUGGAUGUGAAAUCAUUAUGGAGAUUCAGACUGAGACAAUUAUCCUUAUACACCUUUAAUAUGUGGAAUUCAAAAUCUAAUGAGAUGAGGACUUUCAUUCUCUCCCCGAUAUGAAUUGUUGGUCUCUUGUAAAAGUUUACAAAAUUGUAUGACGUCUGUUAUUUAAGUGCAAAACUUAAUAUUAUUACAAACUCCAGUCCAGGAUGGUAAAAAUUGCAGCUAUUUGAUUCGUAAAUUAUCAUUUCAUAACUGGCGUCCAUCAUUAUUCAGUAAGUCUGGCACUCAUCCUCAAAAAUUUGGCAUGUUAGCCAUUUACUGGUGCUGUACAUUAAACCAUUAACAAUAAACAAACAUAACAGAUGUAUUGAAAAUAAUACAAGUAUAUGCUUUUAAUAUUGUUUUUAUACAUUCACCUUAUGUAGUCACAACUCUCCUACAAUAUGCUUAUGCAUAGUAGAAAUAAAUAUCACCUUCAUUAAUAAUAUCUAAUGUACCAUAUUUUGAAUAAUGCAACAGAAAUAAAUGAUCUUUUCUUGAAAAUGUUUAAAUUUGGAUUAUUGAGUACUAAUUUUAGAAAUAUUUAUGGAAUAUUGAUAUGAAUACUCAUUCUUUGUUUUCAGUAUUUUUGUAUCUAUCAAGUGAUACACACACUCUACAUGAGGGAUAUGCAGAGAAUUGACUCUUUUUUACAAUUUAACAUUGGAGCAUGUUUGCAUGGCACAUGAGCUUUAUAUAAACUGGUAACAAUAAAGAAAUCAAACACAAAAUUCUCAUUGGUUAUAGUUUGACCAAGAAAUAGAAUGGCAUUGUAUUUGUUCUUAAAU
Owenia fusiformis is the source of this 1353-nucleotide messenger RNA. NCBI's taxonomy places the organism in Eukaryota, Metazoa, Annelida, Polychaeta, Sabellida, Oweniidae. The record is from the annotation of a GenBank genome assembly.